CAUCACAGAUCAGAGCUCUGCAGACCUCUCCGCCAUGCUCGCCAACAUGUACUUUUCUCUGCUCUGUUUAAUAAAUAUUCUUGAAAACGUCUGACAAAGUUUCUUCAUUUCAUCGGAUCAACAAAAAUUCCACCACAAUCUAAACAGUCAAUAUUAUCAUUUCUGUAAGUGUUCAACACAUUUUGAUUUAAAUUUAUUUUAGUCUAAUUGGCCCCAAACACCCAAAUAAAUAUAAAUAUAGUUGGAUAGUUGUUUCUUAUUUUGAAUUUUUCUUUACAAUUUAACAUAAUUUUUUAAAAAGUAUUUUAAACCUACUUGUUCAGUGAUUUUUUUUAAUAUUCUAAAUCCCAUGUACUGUCUUUCUACUAAUUUUAGGUAUUCACAAACAGCGAGAAGAUAGAUAGAAGUGAUCUUCAAAACCUUAAAAAAUGAUCAUCUGUGCACAUAGAUGAAAAAAAGUGUCUUAAAGAUUUAGAGGUGUAAAGUUGGGCAGCAUUUUGAAUUUAGGUCAGAGUUUUAUUUUUAGAGUGGAGGCACCUGUCCUUGUCAGUACCAGCACGGCUGCUAUGAAGCCUCCACAGAGUAUCCAAAUAAAUGCUCGUGGAAUAAAUCCUCCAAAUGUGGGAGUUUGUGUGCAGUCAAACACUAACAACAUGCAAGUAAACAGUGCUGUUCGGCCUUUUACUCCUUCUGUGAAAGAGCUGGAGAAGGUUCUGUAUGGAGGCAGAAGAUCUGGAAACCAUGUGGAUGAAGUUUGGCCAAACCUCUUUAUUGGGGAUAUGUCAGUUGCUAAUGAUCGCUACAGCCUGUGGAAGCUUCGAAUCACUCAUGUGGUGAAUGCAGCUCAUGGGAAGAUCCACUGUCAGGGGAGUCACGACUUCUAUGGACCCACAGUGGAUUAUUAUGGGAUCCCAGCAGACGAUUCUCCAUCAUUUAACCUCUUUCACUAUUUCUCUCCUUCAGCUGAGUACAUCCAGAAAGCUCUAGACUCAAAUGAGGCUAGAGUUUUAGUCCACUGUGCAGUUGGAGUGAGCAGGUCGGCCUCCAUUGUUCUGGCCUACCUGAUGAUCCAGCAUCAUUACAGCCUGAUGGAGGCUAUCAGCAAGGUCAAAGAGAACAGGUGGAUUUUCCCAAACAGAGGCUUCCUCAGACAGCUCUGUGCUUUGGAUAAACAGCUUCAAAAAUGACUUUGAAUCGACAAAAACUUAAAACUCCUAAAGAUGGUAGUUUCAUGUAAACAAAAAGGCUUCAUCCGCCAAGAAAAUGACCCUACUGUUGAGAUGUUUCAGGAAGAGAGAGCGCUAUUUAGAGGAUGAUAUGAAGGACAGAAAAGAAAAAAAAAUACUUUGAACACUCCUGCCACUUAAAUAUGCUCUUUUAAUGUUUGUUAUUAUUAUUUUGUUGGUUCAAAGCUAAAUGGUUUUCAAUGAGUAGGCAAUAAUGAUGUAUCUGUUGCUGUUUAUCACUAAACUAAACAAAGCUAAACUAAGCUAAUUUAAGCUAAGGUAAGCUAAGCAAAACUAAGCUAUAAGCUAAACUAAGCUAAGGUAAGUGUGGCUGCAUUUUCUGUAUAUGCAGCCACAGUAAGUUAAGCUAAGCUAGGAUAAACUAGCUAAGCUAUAAGCUAAACUAAGCUAAGUUAAGCUAAGCUAAGAUAAACUAGCUAAGCUAUAAGCUAAACUAAGCUAAGUUAAGCUAAGCUAAACUAAAUCAACAUGAAACCUCUCCUCCUCCAGGUGGUCAAAUGGUUUCCAAGCCUAUAGACUUAGAUUUAUCAAUUGAAUGAUUCGAUUCAAUAAAAACAAUUUUGAAUCUCACUUUAGAAAUACUGUUACAGUAAAACAUGCAUUAUCAAUGUUUCUUUUAUUGGAAAAACAAUUGCCUUUAUGGCAUUAGCAACACAACAUAUAGAAAACAAUGUUUCUAAUUGAUUAUUUACUUAUUUUAGUAGAAAAGAUGAGAGUUAGAUAAUCAUAUUUGAGUUUACUUUCUGUAUAUUAAGCAUCAAACUUGAAUAUUAAUGCAUUUCUGGGAAGAGAAACCUGUGGAACAACAUACUGGUAAUCCUUUGACGUCUGGAUUUAUUUCCAGCAAUAAUAAAAAAAAAAAUAAAAAAAAAAUCACAUAUGGUUUUUCUUUCAUGUAGAUGCUUAAUUAAAGUAAUUUUGACGCUCAAGUGGUUUCAUGCAUAUUUGGGGGUGAAGUACCUAAAUCAAAAGAUCAAAUUUAUCCCCUGAAUCCGUUUCGGAGCUAUUCCGUUGCUGGAGCCUAUCCCACCUACUAUUGGGCAAAAAUUUAACUCAAAUUAGAAACCAAAACAUUCAAACUUCCUACACUGAAAAAUGAACAAAAAUGAAUAAAAGUUA
Oryzias melastigma (Indian medaka) is the source of this 2366-nucleotide messenger RNA. Its product is annotated as dual specificity protein phosphatase 13. The transcript has 3 exons. NCBI's taxonomy places the organism in Eukaryota, Metazoa, Chordata, Actinopteri, Beloniformes, Adrianichthyidae. Bases 567 to 1187 code for a protein of 206 amino acids. Gene Ontology annotation, cellular component: cytoplasm. Gene Ontology annotation, biological process: negative regulation of MAPK cascade; protein dephosphorylation. The record is from RefSeq and is a predicted model, not a curated record. Gene Ontology annotation, molecular function: protein tyrosine/serine/threonine phosphatase activity; MAP kinase phosphatase activity.